This is a messenger RNA of Anopheles moucheti, 2248 nucleotides long. Its product is annotated as transcription factor grauzone-like. The transcript is spliced from 2 exons. The record is from RefSeq and is a predicted model, not a curated record. The coding region runs from base 32 to 1651 and encodes 539 amino acids. Gene Ontology annotation, cellular component: nucleus. Gene Ontology annotation, molecular function: DNA-binding transcription factor activity; zinc ion binding. NCBI's taxonomy places the organism in Eukaryota, Metazoa, Arthropoda, Insecta, Diptera, Culicidae.
CAAACGCCUAGCAGCUCGUGAAAAGUGAGAAAUGGACGAAAAGUGUCGAUUAUGUUUGAUUCAAUUAGAAGAUCAGAAAACAAAGGCCUCGAUCGAAGAGGAUCAGUUUAGCAUUAAGCUCAAAACUCUCUUUGGUUUUCCGAUCACAUCAAUAGAAACAUUUCCCACGUCGGUGUGCGGUCAGUGCGAGGAAAAGGUGAUUGAUUUCCAUUCGUACCAUGAACUCGUUAAGAACAACCAGGAUCAACUGUGGGCCACACAGCAACAGAAAUGUUUCGUGGAAAUCAAGGAGGAACCGUCCCAAGGCGUAGAUUAUGAUGAUGUAUUCGAGGAUGCGGAUGCGGACUCCGAUGAAGAAAAACAGGCAGAAGAUAUCUACAAAAGAGAAAAGGGUACCAAGAGCGACGAUGACCACAAUCUCGAUAGCGAGCUCGACGAGGAGAAGUACGAGGAUGAUGAUCCUCCGAGCAGUACGGGCAACAAAUCGGACGAUAGCGAAUAUGAAGAGAACAAACCGCUGACAAGUGCUCAGAGAGGCAGGAAAAAAACUUCACGGUUAUGCCAGAAGCGUAGAGGUCGUCCACGGAAGGGUGAAGCAAUAAAUAGAAGCUCCCAGAAGAAGACCGUUUCCACACGAAGGUGCCAACCAUCGGAAGAAACCAACCAGCGCUUACAGGAAUUCUACGACAUGAAGUGUGAGCUUUGCGAGGACAAGUUGGAAUCCUUCACGACACUGAAGAACCACUACUUCAAACAACACGGUGUGCAGGGUUACAUCAAGUGCUGUGGUCGUACAUUUCACAGUCGCUACCGGUUGCUAGAACACGUGUCCUACCACGUUGGUGCAAGCAUGGUUCGGUGCGACAUCUGCAACAAAAGUUUCAGCAGCCGUAGCUACCUGCUGGUGCACAAAAGCCGAAAACACGGCCAAGCAGAAGACCGACCGUACAAGUGCACCCAAUGCCACCAAUCGUACGCGAUGGAAUGUCACCUGAAGGCGCACAUUGUGUCACACGUGCGCGUAAACUGUACGAUCUGCGGAAAGCAGCUGGCCAGUGCACUCUCACUCCGUACGCACAUGAUAAAUAUGCACGCGAAGCGAGAAAAUCAUAUUUGCGAUAGCUGUGGGCGAGAGUUCCGAAGCCGGCAAGCAUUCGAGCGGCACGUGAAGCUACACCAGGGUCUGGAAGUAGCGGAGCAGGUUCAGUGCGAGAGUUGUCUCAAAUGGCUUAACAGCAAGCGAGCAUUGAAGAUGCACGUUAAGCUGGUCCACAUGGAGGCAGGUCAGACGUUUCAGUGCGAUAUAUGUGCGCAACGGUGCCCAAAUAGCCGGGCGUUGGCGAGUCACAAGCAGCGCGUUCACGUAGAAGAGCGCUUUAAAUGUGAAGAGUGUGGCAAACUCUUCAAACGGCAACUUUAUCUGAAGGAGCAUGUGGCAGCAUUGCACACCCGUAAACCACUCUACUCGUGUGAGGUGUGUGGCGCCACGUUCAACUCGAACGCCAACAAGUACUCACACCGCAAGAAUAAGCAUCCGGUGGAAUGGGAAGCACGCCGGAAGCAGCAGUUACAGCAGCAACAGGAACAACUGCAGCACCAUCUCCAAAGCCUGGAAGAUCAGGAGCAAAAGGUUAUUGUAGGGAUGGUUUGAAAUGCGAGACUAUUUCAUUAUUGGUGUCUUUGCGCAAUGGACAAGGCGUUUGGGAAACUCGAGGCCGUAAUGACACCGGUCUUUAAGCGAGUUACGAUCAGUUAGGAGCGGGACUGACUAUCGAACUACCGGAAAAUAAAGUCAAAAAGCCAUUGAUUGCAGGCCAAGGCAUUCUGAGCUUCUAUAGUGCCACAAAACAAAAACGGCGAUGGUGUAGAUCAGAUCAAUCAUCGUUAUGGCGGGCCGUAUCACAUCACAUUUUUCUGGUCACAUGAUCUGAUUUUUGGUUCUGAAAUUUGAAGACUCUUUACCCGAAAAAGAGAAAAACAACCUGUACAAAACUGUGUGCUUUUGAGUUGAUUCAAAUGGAAUUAAACUUGUCGGAGAUGAAGCCAUCGAUUGGACACGCUAGGGAACGAUUGUUAACUUGCCCAACUGGAGGAAAAGCCAUGCUCCACUAAGAACGUGUUCGAACAUCAAAUCCUAUCCAUAUGCGCAUACGAUUAAGCUUAGCGUUUGUAUUAUUUUACUGCACAAAACCUUUCUUUUCACAACCCAACGAAGGUAGUUGGGUAUGUCUCCCAACUAUGUGGUAUG